Molecule: messenger RNA, 762 nt
Organism: Pieris macdunnoughi
Lineage: Eukaryota; Metazoa; Arthropoda; Insecta; Lepidoptera; Pieridae
Source: the annotation of a GenBank genome assembly
AUGUUCAGCUUAAAAUUCGAAAUUGUAUCCUCACGUACUGUAGAAGGUGUGGAUAAGGAAAAUAAAUUUGUAGCCUAUAUGGUGCAAGCUAGACAGUCUAGAAUUAUCGACCCAGAGCCUGCCAAUGCUGAAAGAAGAUACACCCACUUUCUAGACCUUUAUAAUGGUCUUAAGAAAGAGCGACCAACAUUACUAAAUAAUAUUUCCUUUCCGCGUAAGAUUUGUUUUGGAAAUUUUGAUCCUAGUUUAAUAUCAUCACGAUGUGCUGGCUUUGAGGUACUCCUCAAUUUAGUUGCUAGUGAGUCGCAGCUGAGGGACUCGGUGGCUGCCAUAGCUUUCUUUCAAGAUGUAGAAUUAAAUGAAGCAAGACGUCUUAUCGGUGAAGAGAAAUAUGACCAAGCUUUCUCAGUAUUGGAAACUAGCUUUAAGUUAUUAAGUAAGGUAUACACAGACAGAUCACGAGUAGUACUAAGCGCACUAUGCCGUAUAGUGGCAUGUGCUGGCUGCAGCGGUGGUGCUUUGGCUGGACCAGGUGAACGAUGGGCACAGCUUGCCCUGAGAAGAUAUGAAGCUGUUAGUGACUCUGACCUACUCCUCAUGUAUAUUCCAUUGCUUCACACUUGUAUAUCUAUAUGGGAGACAUUGGGUCGUGAUAAAUCAAAGCUAGUGGAGGAGUUAAACAGUCUCCGAAAACAAGGAAUGAAAGUGGACUCCGUACCAAGUCUAAUGGAAGCUAUUGACAAUUUAAGUACAUCAGUAUAA